Molecule: messenger RNA, 2034 nt
Organism: Sporothrix brasiliensis 5110
Lineage: Eukaryota; Fungi; Ascomycota; Sordariomycetes; Ophiostomatales; Ophiostomataceae
Product: fungal specific transcription factor domain containing protein
Exons: 1
Coding region: 1-2034 (677 amino acids)
Biological process (GO): DNA-templated transcription; regulation of DNA-templated transcription
Molecular function (GO): DNA-binding transcription factor activity, RNA polymerase II-specific; zinc ion binding; DNA binding
Source: RefSeq, a predicted model, not a curated record
AUGCCUUCUCUCGCCAAAGCCCUGGCUCCCCGCCAGUCCACGGCCUGCCAAUGGUGCCGUGCCCACAAGCUCAAAUGCGACGCCGAGCAGCCGAGCUGUCGCAACUGUGCGCGGCGUUCGGUGGUGUGCGUGACGACCAAUCUACGGAAGCCAGACGCAGAGGGGAGGAGGCAGUUGCCUGAGGGAAGGCGAAGACGAUAUCAUCAAACGCCGUCGGCUACUCCGAAGGUGCAACCCGGCAGAGAAUGCCCGGCUCUCCUUCCCUCUCCAUCACAUCGCACCUUCGGGACGCGGUCGCCGGACCGGAUCCUCCCAGGACACUUUGCGACGCCGUUCGGGGAGGGCAGAGAUGAAGACGAGGCGUCGAUAGGGCCAACAAUGGCCAGAACAGACACGCACGGCGUGAGUGCGACCGCACCGACGACAGGUGGCACCAACAGCCUCUGUCUUCUGGUGCAGUGGCUGGAUCUGUUCAUGAUGAAGAACCCGGCAUGGCAGCCCGUGUUUCCUCACUUUCGGCACGGACUGGUGUAUGCAUCCGAAAUCCCGCUGCCAUCGCCGUAUUUGUCGAUUGGGACAGCCUCGCCUGGUUUGCCUCCAAUUCCGGCCGAAAGUACGAUGAGGAGAUACACGGAGACAUUCUUCACCAAAAUCCACCCACUCUUUCCGAUUGUGGACCACCAGGACAUCCUACAUACUGUGGCCCGCCUCGGCGACAGCCAGACAAACGACUACGGCCUUCUGGCAUGCACGUAUGCUCUAUGCAGCCUGGCAGCUGAUGAAGAACACGGCGGCGUAUCAGACGACGGCACCCGCUAUCUCGAAGCAGCGUAUGGUCUGUAUGCUCACUUGGUAGCACGGCCGUCCAUCUCGUCUGUUCAGGCACUUCUCCUCCUCACCCUCGCCCUCCGAAACCGCAACAAAGACGCCGUCAGCUGGGGCAGUCUUGGGCAGGCCAUCCGACUAGCACAGGCUAUCCAACUGCACCGCAACGACAGCAGCAACGUCAGACAGAGUGAAUUGGCCUCCCGCCUUUGGUGGACCGCCUACAUCAUGGAAAGGACAAUGGAGCUGGAGACGGGCCGGCCAUCGGCCAUUCGCGAUGACGAGUGUGAUCGGAGGGUGCCGAAACCUGUCACCGAGGGGUUCGACUACUUUGGGAGACUCAUCGAGCUGGCCCAUCUGAAAACAAGGGUCAUUCACCUGCUCUACCGCAGUAGCGGACGUCGUCCCGUCAAAGACUUGCUCUUUGAAAUGGGCCAUCUCGACCGCGCCCUCCUCGACUGGGCCGACACCUUUCCCGAGUCCGUACGACCUGGCCGGGAUCUGUUUUGCAGCAGCGGUGAGCUCCCACGGGCCACGUAUGUGUCCCUCCAGUUCCACCAGACGCUGAUUGCCCUGCACCGGCCGGCGCUCAUGUCGGCACCCGGCUUCCUGCGGAACCGAAUCAACACCUACUGCGCGGGCACGCCGCUGCGCGACCGUCUUCACUUUAGUCUGUGCAUCGGAGCAGCGUCGGCGCGGGCCUUGCUAAAGGCGACCAACGACCUGUUCAUGUACUCGUCGACACGCGGCAAGACGACGCGGUUGAUAACGGCCGACGUCGUCCUAUUGGGCGUCCUGACCCUCGGAAUUUACGCCACCAAGGUGUCCACGAGCCGCCUCAACCGGUCGGACCUGGCGCUUGUGGACACGUUCGGCGCCCUGGUGGAGGACGAAUACCGCCGGGCGGGGCACAAUGCAGAGUGCAUACGGGGGAUUCAACUGUUCCGGACGCAGCUAAGUGCGAAUGUCGAUGGGACCCAGGGGCCGUCACCAGCAACAACAACCACUGUUUCUACGCAGCCUGCCGGUGACCUUCCUCCGCCGGACUCGACCAGCCCUGCCGGCAUCACAACGCCCGCGGCAUCGAUGGACGAGUUUGGCUUCGACUUGAGCAUGGACGCCACCGACUUGGAGUCCUCGUGGGCCCGUUUCUGGGACGAGGAUUUUGAUAAGCUGCUGGCGAUGCCGGGGGUGGGGGGUCGCUGGUGA